GUAACCAGUGUGUUGGGUUGGGUUUGGUUUGAGGGUUGGGGGUUGUUGUCGGAGCGGCCUGGAGUGGGAGAGGCAAGAGCGAAAUGACGGGCGUCUCAAGAAGGAAUAUAGACAGGGGCUACGCCUGGGUGGCCCUGGUAGCUGCCUUCACCUUACACUUCAUGGCAGGGAUACUGGCGUACUCUCCUGGUGUCAUGAACAUCGCAGUCCUGGAGGAAAUUGAAAAUGAUUUGACUAAAGCGUCCUGGAUUGGCUCCAUCAACUUUGGAACGUGUAGUUUACUAGGUCCAGUAGCUGGUUUUAUGCAAGCCAAAGUAGGAUCUCGAAUAACAGCAAUGGCCGGUGGAGUGCUGACAUUGAUUGGAAUGACAGCAGCAUCCUUCUGCAAAUCUAUAGUCACCCUCGUGGUCACCUACGGCUUCAUUUCAGGAUUUGGGAUUUGUUUGGCCUGCAAUGUUGCAGGGGUUGUUGCCGGAACCUACUUUGAAAAACGAAGGGCUGCGGCGUUUGGUGUGUGCGUUGCCGGCGGAGGGAUGGGUCUGUUAGUAGCUGGUCCUCUCGUCAGAUACCUUCUUACUCAGUACAAUCUUAACGGGACGCUGCUGAUUCUCGGUGCUAUUGAAUUCCAUAUGUGUGUUGCUGGUGUGGCCUUAAGGCCACUGCAACACACACAACCACACUGUCUAACGUUAACCACUAACCAAGACGCAGAUGAACAAUGUUCCUUGCGUCAUGAAGAAAGUAAAGACACGCAAAGCACGAACGAUUCCAUUACCAGGUCUGGAGACAUGCAUGAAAGAAAUAUCAUUUUGGAUGACACAGAUUUUGCACGGAGGGGCACCCAUGUACCAAACCUUGAUGAGAUCCACACACUGUUGUCUGAUAAAAAUGAGGCGAUGUAUCCAUCUGUCGAUGUUGGAAAAAUAUUAAGAAUGGGUUGCAAUGUCUACAGCUUUGUUGCCCCCCCCAAAGGCUAUUUGGUGUUUAGCAUCAGCAUGAUGCUAUGGAUGUUGGGUGAGUCCGCAGCCGUCUUCCACCUUCCGAACUAUGCUCAACAAAAAGGAAGCUCGUCGUCCGAAGCAGCAACUCUGUUCACAGCAAUGGGAGUUGGUAGUGUGUUUUCAAGAAUAACUACAGGAAUGGUAGCUUCAGAUCCGACAAUUCCAUAUACGGUGCUCCAUGUAGGACUUGCUGGGCUGGCUGGGAUGGUACUUCUGUUUUUUCCUCUCUAUUCUCACUGCUACGGCACGCAGUUGGUGUUUGGUCUGCUGUAUGGAACGUACAGUCAAGGCCUAAAUGCACUGAUCGGUCCAGCAAUCCUAGACUUGGUAGCCAAAGAGAAGAUGUCUGUUGCGUAUGGGUUUAUAUACUUCUUUUGUGGAAUCGGGAAUAUACUUGGCCCACCUACUGCAAGUUGGAUAUAUAAGUCAAGUGGAGUGUACGACUUCACCUAUGUCUUUGCAGGUAUAUGCUUGAUCAUGAGUGGUGUGUCAGCAGCGACAGUCAGCAUAGUGAGGGUAUGACACGUCGUGUGUGACCAUGUCAGCAGAAUAUAUGUGACUGUACGAGAAUGUCAUCCAUGCUGCUUAAUAAA
Haliotis rufescens (red abalone) is the source of this 1594-nucleotide messenger RNA. Its product is annotated as monocarboxylate transporter 14-like. The record is from RefSeq and is a predicted model, not a curated record. The transcript has 6 exons. Gene Ontology annotation, molecular function: monocarboxylic acid transmembrane transporter activity. The coding region runs from base 84 to 1523 and encodes 479 amino acids. Gene Ontology annotation, biological process: transmembrane transport; monocarboxylic acid transport. NCBI's taxonomy places the organism in Eukaryota, Metazoa, Mollusca, Gastropoda, Lepetellida, Haliotidae.